Porites lobata is the source of this 6885-nucleotide messenger RNA. The record is from the annotation of a GenBank genome assembly. NCBI's taxonomy places the organism in Eukaryota, Metazoa, Cnidaria, Anthozoa, Scleractinia, Poritidae.
GGUUGAAAUCAUGAACGAAUUGGAAGAAAAAUCUAAUGAAAGCUGGGCUUCAAAAGUGGUGGAUUAUAAGAAACAACAGGGGGGUAAGUAUGGAAGGUUACAUGGCGUCCUGUCGUAGGUCCGAAAAUAGAGACUGAUGCCUAUGAGAUUUGGUUAGCAUUAGAAAUCAUCGAGUGAAGCCAGAUUGGACACCUUAUGAAUUUAGCCUAACGCAUUAUUUUCAUAACGGAACGAGACUGGAAUGUAGAAUAGCUGAAGAAACCAAAACUACAGAGCGUCAGUUAUGGAGAGAACACACGAGAGGGUUAAACACUGAACUGAAAGCAGUUAGCUUUAAAAAUUUGCAACGGGGUACGGCAUAAGAACAUGAAUAUUUUAAAAAUUACUGGAUUUGGCAGCUAGUCCUCGAUGGUGUAGUGGAUAUGGAUAUAGACUGUAAAGCAAAUGACGCGGGCUCAAAGAAUUACACUGGUGUUUUUCUAUCUUAUUUUAGGGACUGUGCAAUAAUUAUCAGGAGGAGGGGGGGGGCUGAAAAACUAGAGUUAUCUAGCAAAAACUUAGACAGUACCCCCCCAAAACAAAAAAAAAAUUAGUUCUAACCCCCUCUGUUAUGUUAAAAAUAACAUCGCCCCCCUCUCUCUCUCCCACCACACUGGUAAACUCAAAACUGGACUGAGCUGCCAUCACAGCUUCAAUAAUGACAAACGUUAUUAUGUAACACCUAGUAUCGAGAAGGAUGUUGAUCGCUUGAUUGAAGAUUUAGACAAAGCAUUUGCUAAGUACCGGGGUGCUUACCACAUUGUCUCAAAAUCUAAAACUUCUAAAGCCAGAAAGAGAAAGGAGCAGAGAAAAAAAAUCAAAGAACAGGAGAUUGAAUGCUUCAAAUAACAGACGAAAAAGAGCUUGCAUUAUAUUUAGAUCCUUGGGAGGAGAGCCUGUUGAACUUUGUUAUGAACCAGAUAUAUAUGGAAUUCAGCAAAUCGAUUCAGUCGAUGAAGAAACAUUACUUUUAUUCACAUCAAAAACCGACAAAGCUUGUCUACGAGAUCUGUUUGAUUCCCAUUGUUUUAUGGGGGAAGGUGAAAAACAAGUUCAUGAUUUUUGCUUUACAUAGGAUCAGCUCAAUUAAUUAGAAGACGGGUUAAAAUUGAUCAGUUGUGAAUUUGCUUUUCAUUUUGAUGGAAUAUUUUCAAUAAUCGUUUAACAGCUGUUCGUAUUGAAAUUUGUUACAGUCUAUCAUGAUGCCUGUAUUAAGAAUCUUUUAUUGCGUUUAAUUUUAUUUACAUUCCGAAUAAAACUUGAGGUACCCCCUUCGUCAAAUAAGUGAUUUUACUUUGAGCCCCGCCUAUCUUGGCAGCAAUUUUAUGUAAUGCCCCCCCCUCCAGUUUUUCAGCCCCCCCUCCUGAUAAUUAUUGCACAGUCCCUUAUAUCACGCAGUUAAGUUGGACUUAAGUUGUUCUUUACGUAAUUUUACUGAAAGAAACAAUUUGACUUCAGCCCAUGUUACCUAAUGCUAACCAUGAGAUUUAGGUACAAGAUUAGGUAAACUGCUCUGGCUUUUAACUGUCUCGGAGAGCUGUACGUCCAAUAAGGGAUCUUCUCAUUGAGUACAGAGAUAUGUCUUAGGGAUCUAUCUUCCACAAACCCUCUCGAUGUAAAAUGUAAUAGCCUCCUUUUCUUUUUGUGUCUUCUGAAGGGUCGCACUUGAAUUACCCAGAAGGCACCGUACUGCUAGACACUAGGCUUCGUUAUGGGGUGCUGUCAUAUGACGUUGAUGAUCUGCAAAAAAUGGAGGAAAACUGGUACCCACCUCACGAAAUACUCCAAUCUCUUCAAAAACAAUACAAGUCAACACCCGAAGCACAAGUGCAAUUUGUAUUUCGUCAAAAUGGGCUUACUCAGCACGUUAAUAUCUUAAGGUAUCCUCUGUGGAAGUUUUGGAAAUGGCAUGCAGUGCACAUUAUUUUAAGCGGAAAUGGAGAGUCGUUAACCUGGCCACGGCUUUGCAAUAAUUAGAGACCUGUUGGUUUUUUGCAGUUGGUCAGGUUACUUUCAACAAGUUGAAAAUGUUAUUAAUGCUUUUGCAUUGUAUCGUCAAAAUUAUGAACAAUAAUAUCAGUCAUGCCCAGUCGACUCUCUGUUAACGGACACCUCUGUAACGCGGAUACCUCGGUAAAUAGGACCCCCAGAGUUGGUCCCUGGCUUUUUUAAAACUCCUUUAGCUUACUCUCUAUACAGGGUGUCCAAAAAGUUUGUUCCUCUACUUUAUAAGUCGUUAUAAAAUAACUAAGAUAGUACGCGCGCUCUGAUUGGCCGAGAGGCGUGUUUGCAAGACUGUAAACAUGGUUGUGACCUCGAGAUGUUUUGCUGUGCGUGCGGUAAUCACACAAGCACGAUUUUGAAAAAGGUUUUGAGUUGAAAAACUCGACAAGUUUACUCUAUUUACCCAUUUUAUCGUCGGCUAAAACUUGGAAAAUCUUUAGAAACAUGCUGUGUCAAUUUUUUUUCGCUUGAGCCGCUAAGACAGUGAACAAGUGAUCUAUUUCAGCUUGUGAAUAUUCCUCCUUUCUAAGGGUCCUUAAAACAUGGAGACAUUUGUUUGUUUUAAUUAAUUUGAGAUUAAUAUGCGCCAGAAACUUACAAAGUAAUACUCUGGAUCGUAAACCCCCAUUAAAACAAGACUACUGCAUUGAGAAAUGUCAAAUACGGGGUUAUAUUGAGAAUUGUUGCCUUUACUUCUGAAGAUCAGUCCUUUACAUUUUUCGGAUUGCAAGGCAUAUUGUUCUCUUUAGACCAUGUCAUGAAUUGUCCCACAAGGUUAGCAGACGGAUCAAAUUGAUUUAUUUACUAACAGGAGACACUAUUGUAGAGUCAUCAGCAUAUUUAAAUAGAGCAGGAGCCUUGUUAUAAGAAAUCUCUAGGUCAUUCAAAAAUAUUUUAAAUGGAUGAGGCCCGCUAAAACUUCCUUGGGUAGUUCUCUUGUUAACGACCUUCCAGUUACAGAGGUGAUCAGUGAUUAUAGAAAAUUCGCUGUUGCCUAGCAAACAAGAAGCUAUGGUACCAAUUAACGAUGUAAGGAUUUAGGGAAGCUGCUUAAGUUUAGCUGAUAAUUUGCCAUGAUUUAUGUAAUCAAACGCUUUGCUUAAGUCCAUUGUAAACAAAGGAACUGCAUUAGAGUCGCUGUCGUCUAGGUGUCUAUAUACAUGGUGUUGAAUAGCUAAUAGUGAACUUAAGCAAAGACGUUUUUGAGCGACGCACGUCAACCGGAAGUGGUUUUUUUCAUUUUUGGACAGUGGUUUUGCCCAUUUUUUAGGACAACUUGUCUCUAUAAUAGUUAAGACACUUAGAAAUACAAAUUUGGGAGCGUCAAGGUGCUUUAACAUGAAAAAGACCUCACUUCCGGUUGACUUGCGUCGCUCAAAAACGCCGUUGCUUAAGCUCCCUAAUAAGGCGUUUGUGCAGUUACCCCCUUGCCUGUGUGCAAAUUGGCUGGGGCUACGGCUCUUUUCUUCAACCGCUUUGACAUGAUUGUAGUAGACAACUUUUUCGAAUGUUCUUACGAACACGGAAGUGACGUUGAUGCCUCGGUUGUCAGGCGGAUGAUGUUCGCCCUCUUCCGAGAGUCCGGCCAGGUAUGAGUUAACAGCGACAAAUUCCAGACUUGGGUUAUAACCAGCGUUAAUAGUUAGGCAAAAUUCGGCAUAAUAAAAAACUUAACCACUGACUAACGCAAUAACUUUGCGACCAUUAAUGUAAAGAACUCAGAGAGAACAGUUCAUUGGCUAUUUAGAAUUAUUAGGAUUUUUAAAAAAUCAUACGACCUCCUGCUUUGAUGUCAGGCAUUGCUGUUUCAACGAAAUAAGUCGUUUAGGACUUGUUCUAUACCAAAGAUUUGAUUGCCAAAGGCACAGUGGCUCAAAAAUGCUGCAAACGUUAACUCUCGUGGGGAAGUUUUAACAGCCGGUCUGAAAGUGACAAUGUUGAGUGACCGUGUAAACAGGGGAGACUCUAUCCCUACAGUUCUCUACAUAGCAGGGCUCUGCCCAAAAGGGGCGCUAAACAUUUUUUUACACUGAAGUCAUAUGCAUGAGAUGGAUACCUUUUCUUCAUAAAAAUGGUAGAAUAAGAAAGUAAGGGGAUUACGUUUUCAAAGAAAUUGUGGUGUUGUGUCAUUCGGGGGGAAUGAUUUAAAAAUUAAGGAUUUUGAACUCAGGGCAAAGCCUCCUCAGGGACAGCAAGCACAAGCAUUAACGGUCUCUGAUUCGCUAGUUUAUCAUGCAUUUGCACACCACCGGAUUUACAACCCCGAUACAAAUACAACAUAGCCUUCCUCAAGUAGUAGCGGAGACCCAUAGCUAAGUAAAUCUACCCAUCCCAGAAAAUUUGGCAAUCACGUGACCGUACACUAAGCGAGCGAACGAGCGACCGUCCGGUUUUCUCUCUUUUUAAAGGUUUACCAAGGAUGCGGACUCCAGCGAAGCGGCCCAACGAAUCCACCGAAGGAAAACGGCCGUAAAUUGGCUCCAACCGAGAGCGAAUCAUAGGUCGCCAAUCUCUGGAACGUUUCCUGUCUGAAACCAUCGACAGAACCUUGGUUUGAACUCCGCGUUGCCGUUGAAAGAUAGCGACACGGCCUGAGACUCAAAUUACUCACAGUCGGGGUGGGAGACAGUCUCUUGCUCCCGUUGACAUAAAUACCCAAGGAGAAAGAAAACAACAAUUGACCUUGAAUCUUGGACUUCGCUCACACGGUUUUUCUUCUGAGCUCCCAGCCACGAAGAAAACAGUGAGGAAUUUCUCCAGGGCAAAUUUGCUAAAUUUGUCGCUCGAUCAUUUGACUUUUCUUCAAAACGACAACUGUGCAUUUUCGUCAACCUCCACUUUUCAUCUGUAUAUUUUAUCGGUGCGCGUUAAACCGCACAGGACUGGAGAUUUGCUGAAUUUGCCUCAAUUUUGACAAAUUUACCACGCUAGCUUUUCUUUGCGUGCACCAACGGCAAAUGGUAGAUGGCUGACUGACCAAUCAGAGCACGCGCUUUACUUUUGUUAUGUUAUAAAUAAACCUUGUAUGCUGUAGUUUUUGUUUAUUCUUACGUAUGCUUUCUGCCUCAAAUACGUGAAUUUAGAGUUCUCUUUUUUCUUUUUUGUGCCACUAAGACAUACUCUUCUCCUCUCUUAGGCGACUUUGAGUGAUUAAUUUCCUUGUCUCAAACCCUUACAGAAAAAAUGCAAGAUCUACGAGCAGCAAGCGUAUACAAACUCCUAUAUCAAGGCCAUUAAGAGAAGUACAGCAGCACGAACGAGAUUUAGAGAGGCAGCUCCAAGAGAUGCGGCAACGCGAAGAAAAUUUACAAAGGCAGUUGAGGGAGUUUGAGCAGAACUCGCAAAGACAGCACAGGGAGUUGCAGCAACGGGAAGGAAACCUUCAAAGGCAACUAAGGGAGACACAGCAACGCGAAGGAAACCUUCAAAGGCAACUAAGGGAGAUGCAGCAACGUGAAGACAACUCGCAAAGACAGCACAGGGAGAUGCAGCAACGCGAAGGAAGCCUUCAAAGGCAGCUGAGGGAGACACAGCAUCGUGAAGAAAACUCAAAAAGGCAGCUCAGAGAGAUACAGCAACGUGAAGAAAAUUUGCAAAGACAGUUGAGAGAAAAAGACCAGGAAGUAAAUGAACUAGAGUUAAGUCUUUCAUUAGCACAGCAAAGAAUAAGUGAACAUCGACGACAGGAAACAUGCGACUGGGUUAUUUCCCGUAAUGAAAUUCAGAUGACAGAGAAUAGCUUAGGGAGGGGAGGUUGGGGAAGUGUCAAUGAAGGCAUCUUCUGUGGCUGCACUGUGGCAGUGAAGCAAAUCCAUGACCUGAUUCUAUCCCGCCAUAACAGGCUUUUAUUUGAAAGAGAAAUGAAUAUUGCUUCAGCUUGCCGCCAUCCCUGUUUGCUACUGUUUAUUGGCGCCACAAAUGAUGAAGGAAGUCCGCUAUUUGUGACAGAGCUCAUGGAGAAAAGUUUGCGAGCUUUGUUUGAAGAGCGGUCGCUUUCCGAAACAGAAAUACGCGUCAUUUCUCUCGAUGUGGCUCGUGCUCUUAACUAUCUUCAUCAGAAGAAACCAUCACCAAUCAUUCACCGGGACGUCAGCAGUGCUAAUGUGUUGCUAUGGCGACAGGGCGACCAAUGGAGAGGCAAAGUGUCAUAUUAUGGCACUGCUAAUUUUAUGCAGCAGACCAUGACAGUGGCUCCUGGAGCUUCGAUUUACUGUGCACCUGAAGCACUUUCGUCAAAUCAGACUACUAAGGUUGGUAAUCGUUGGUUUCAGAUUUGAGUACUGCACGACGAUAUCGCAGAAGCACAAUUUGGUAGUCUUGGUUUAUUAUUGAUUAUACAAAUUCAAAUCAGUUUGGAACUUUUACUUUUACUCGGUCCUUUGGACAAAAUUUUAUCUCCGCGUAAAAAAGGAAAAUAGGCUGAUGCAUUUGCGUGAGGGAGAUGUCCCAGAAAAAAAAAAAAAAAAAAAAAAACCUUGGUUUGCAUAUAUCAUCAAACCAGGGGUACUUAUAAAAUCACCAGUGUUGUUAGGAUUGAAUCGACCUAGUGUUAUUUUCACGAGCGCUUGAUUUUCAUUUAGAACAGAGUAAAGCUAAUUACCAUUGAGACAACAAAAGUACUCAUUAUCUAUCGUUCCUUUUUAGGUCGACGUUUACAGCUUUGGUGUUCUGUUAUGCGAAAUGUGUAUCGGGGAACUUCCAGAUCCUGAAAGGCGUGACGAGCAAGUUCUUCUUGUGUCGAACCGUGCUUUAAGAGGCCUGGUACGGCGAUGCCUGCAGACCGAUCUUGAAGCGAGACCAACCAUGCAGGAGAUCAUCGAUGAACUAUCAAGCGCUGUGUAA